Molecule: messenger RNA, 765 nt
Organism: Symbiodinium sp. CCMP2592
Lineage: Eukaryota; Dinophyceae; Suessiales; Symbiodiniaceae
Source: the annotation of a GenBank genome assembly
AUGCUGGACCUUUCCGAGGAGCCCCUCGAGGAGAAUAUUGAGAUUUGCGUGAAGUACAUGGAGAGGAUGGCCAAGAUUAACUGCGGACUCGAGAUGGAGUUGGGGAUCACAGGUGGCGAGGAGGACGGCGUGAACAACGAGGAUGCCAACCCAGAGGAUCUCUACUCCAAGCCCGAGGAGAUUUGGCAGGUGUAUGAGGCUUUGGCGAAGAUUCCGAAUGGCUUCUUUACCAUCGCGGCCGCCUUCGGCAACGUCCACGGUGUGUACCAGCCCGGCAACGUGGUGCUCAAGCCGAAGAUUUUGGAUGCUGCGCAGAAGUACAUCGCCGAGAAGAUCGGAGCCGAGGAGGGAACCAAGCCCGUCAGCUUCGUCUUCCACGGUGGCUCUGGUUCAGACCUUACGGACAUCCGCGAGGCCGUGGACUAUGGCGUGAUCAAGAUGAACAUCGACACUGACACGCAGUGGGCCUACUGGAGGGGCAUCAAGGACUUCGAGGCAAAGUAUCACGACUACCUCCAGGGCCAGAUUGGCAACCCGGAUGGCUCUGAGAAGCCCAACAAGAAGUACUACGACCCCAGGGCCUGCAUGAGGUCGGCAGAGGACCAGGGACCAAGGAAUCUCCUCGUUUCAUGUGGCGUUUCGGGGUUGGGUUCAGCAAGUAAAGGCCAGGCCUUGAGACUUCCCGGUCCCGGCCUGCAGGUCAAGGAUUUUGGGCCUUUAGGGCCUUUAGGGUUUAGGCCUGGUGUUUCAGCGCUUCGGGCUUAG